Messenger RNA from Lathyrus oleraceus (garden pea), 1939 nucleotides. Its product is annotated as CMP-sialic acid transporter 1. Gene Ontology annotation, molecular function: pyrimidine nucleotide-sugar transmembrane transporter activity. Bases 118 to 1128 code for a protein of 336 amino acids. The record is from RefSeq and is a predicted model, not a curated record. The transcript has 9 exons. Gene Ontology annotation, cellular component: Golgi membrane. NCBI's taxonomy places the organism in Eukaryota, Viridiplantae, Streptophyta, Magnoliopsida, Fabales, Fabaceae. Gene Ontology annotation, biological process: pyrimidine nucleotide-sugar transmembrane transport.
AGAAACUCAAACGGAGAAACACGUGGAACAAUAUACACAUUCAAGGUGGCACUAAAACGUUGCGUUUAGACUCGUCUUCCUUACUGAGCGAGUGUGGAUCUAGCGAACUAGAAGAAGAUGCAGUGGUACUUGGUCGCUACGCUUCUCACCGUUCUCACCAGUUCUCAGGGAAUACUAACAACCCUAUCGCAAACUAAUGGAACGUAUAAGUAUGAUUAUGCAACUGUGCCAUUUCUAGCUGAGGUUUUUAAGCUUGCUGUGUCAAGUUUGUUACUUUGGAAGGAAUGUCAAAAAUCACCUCUUCCAAAGAUGACAACGGAGUGGAAAACAGUUUCUUUGUAUCCAAUUCCUUCUGUUAUAUAUCUCAUUCAUAAUAAUGUUCAGUUUGCUACUCUCACAUUUGUCGACACUUCCACUUAUCAGAUAAUGGGUAAUUUGAAGAUUGUUACCACUGGGAUAUUAUUCAGGCUUUUCUUAGGGAGGAAGCUUUCCAACUUGCAGUGGAUUGCCAUUAUGCUGUUGGCCGUUGGAACAACCACAAGUCAGGUCAAGGGCUGUGGAGAGGCUUCCUGUGACUCCCUAUUCUCAGCACCAAUUCAGGGUUACAUGUUAGGAGUUCUAUCUGCUUGUCUCUCAGCAUUAGCUGGAAUUUAUACAGAGUUUUUGAUGAAGAAAAACAACGACACCUUAUACUGGCAGAAUAUACAGUUGUACACGUUUGGUUCAAUUUUCAAUUUGGCAAAGCUUAUUGUGGAUGAUUUCAGAGGUGGCUUUGAAAAUGGGCCCUGGUGGCAUCGCAUUUUUAAUGGAUACACAGUCACCACUUGGUUGGUAGUAUUAAAUCUAGGGUCUACCGGUCUUUUGGUUUCAUGGUUAAUGAAACAUGCUGAUAAUAUUGUUAAGGUCUAUUCAACAUCCAUGGCAAUGCUGCUUACAAUGAUUCUAUCAACAUUCCUCUUCAGUUUCAAACCUACAUUGCAGCUAUUCUUGGGAAUUAUUAUUUGUAUGAUGUCUUUACACAUGUAUUUUGCCCCACCAAAUAUGCUCUUAGAUAUGCCAUUAACAGUUAAACCUGAUGAAGAAGAGAGGCUCAUUGAAGUUUCUGUUGAUCGGAGAACACAUUCAUGAUGUAUAUUGACAUCUGAAUACAAUGUUUUGAUCCAUACAAAGAUAAUCCCAUUGAGUAUGAGAGAAUUAGAAAAGGGGAAGGGUAGUGCAUAAUUAUCUUGCAUCCAUUAUUCUGAAUGGAGUAUGUAUCACUAUCAAAAAGAUAUUUCUGUUUUUAUUCCGGGUACAUAACAGAAUGCAACAGUUCAGUUUAAAGAUAUUGGUAUUGAGCUUUCUGCAUUAAAAUUAUUGAGACUGUAUUUUAGAGGAAUGCUCAUUACACCCUUAAAUGUGCAUUCCACACCUCUAAAAAUUCGAAAAUGCCCCUCAAAUGUCAUAGAUGCAUCUCAAGACGCACCCAAAAUCACACCAGACUUCGUUUUUUCUGAGAUCCACCCCAUAUUGAACAAAAUAUGGUCCGGAGAUGCAUCUCCGUAUAUUAUUUGGGUGUAUUCGGAGAUGUAUCUCCGAAAUGUUCACUGAAGUCCUUUAAAGGCAUUGGAAGCGUGUUAAUGGCAAGGGGGGUUGUUUUCAGAGAUGCAUCUUCGAGAACCCCCCUGAAUCAUUUCAGAGCAGUACCAUUUCAUCUGAAAAUGACUAAAACUAGGUGCGUCCGGAGAUGCUUAUCCGGACACUAAGGGCAUCGCAUUUGUGAAUUUUCACAGUGGUGGGGAGUACAUAUAAGGGUGGAAAGAGUAACCCUUGUAUUUGAUAUGUAUGUUUCGAUGUAUAGGAUGAAAUUGCAGCUAGUACGUUUUUUACUAUUCCUGUUAAUUCACCUGUAAGCAAGCCAUUGACAGUUUUGGUUUUCAAUAGAUGGCCUAUUAAAGUA